Molecule: messenger RNA, 4207 nt
Organism: Onychostoma macrolepis
Lineage: Eukaryota; Metazoa; Chordata; Actinopteri; Cypriniformes; Cyprinidae
Gene: osgn1
Product: oxidative stress induced growth inhibitor 1
Exons: 5
Coding region: 1483-3027 (514 amino acids)
Source: RefSeq, a predicted model, not a curated record
CAGUCGUGAUGGUUUACGCUAAUGAAAGAUACAUUAGAAAACUUGACAUCAUUAUCAAUUGUUUUUAAAUAAUUGCGUCAUAUUUUGCACUCAUCUCAUCUUGGGUCAAUUUAAGUCAUCUUUGUUCUUGUUUCCUUAAUUUGGUGUUGCGUUGUAAUGUGUCCGUCGGAUAUGGAAAUUGCCCCCUGGGCAUGUCUGGACAGUGGACAGCGCACUUACAGUUAUGAAACGCGCAAGACUGAAAUACAAUACAAGCAUCUGGGUUACGCAGCAGACGGUUACCGGCUCUCGUGUAAUCUUCGUAACUGCAAUCCAGUCGCCCUGCAGUCUGGGGUGUCUGAUCAGGAUAUUCGCGCAUCUUACCAGCUAAAAAGGGGGCGGUGAGGCAUGCUUCGCACAAUGCGACUGUGAAACGAUGAAGCCAUCACUGAGAAGCGCAUGUCGACUGCUCUGGAAAGUUCUAUGGAGCACAAAUACCUCAGUUAUUAAAUGCAUUAUCAUGUAUGAGCGUAUAUUAAAAGUGAAAGAAAAUGUAAUUUACAGAAUGUUAGGGACUUGGCUUCAGUCACCAUUCACUUCCAUAGCAUUUUUGCCCACACAUUAAGAAUGUAAAUGGGUAGGACUGUCAUUCUGUGUAACAUCUCCUUUUGGUUUCUUCACAUUUGGAAGUACAUUAGCAUGAGUAUAUGAUGACAGUAGUUUUAGUUUUGCGUGAACUAUCUCUUUAAAUACAGGCACACGUGAAAGCGUGCGGUUUGGUUCCUUGAAUGGACUUCAGAACUGACCUGUGCACGCGGGUCGCUGUCACGGCGACAUACUUGUCAAUCAAAAAUUAUUCGCAGUUUGCAAGGCAGUGGGGGAAAACGUCUCAAGUGUCUUAAAUGAGCAGUCCGACAAUUUUAACUAUAGUUCACACGUUGGUAACGGCGUAGUCACACUUUAAAGCUAGGCACACACGCCCCCUUGACUCCAUUCAAGAAAACGAAGUCUGUAAACUCACCUACGUGCGUUACACGUUUAUAAAAUUAAGUAAAAUAUUAAGCAGAGCUUUAUAUUUAAGUGUAUUUGUGUAUUAAUAAGUGUACUUGACAUCUGGCACGUCGUCUGGUCGCUAUUCAAAAUGACUCGGCGAUUUCGACCCUGGCGCGAACCGCUUUAUUUAAACAUGCGCUGUCACUUUAAAAAAAAUUCUGCAUACUCAUGGUUACAUUGAACUUCUCCUGUUACGUAACAAUACAUCGGUUGAUUCAUAAGAAGUACCGGCUGAAGCUUAUAGUUUGCCUUACUAUAAUGCAGAUUAUAUAGGGUUAUCUAAUACAAGAGGACAAUAUUAGUCACCAUCACUGGUCAUGACUAAGAAAGUCUAAAUCGGAUGAAGUGAUCUGGUUGUUUGUAUCUUGGGAGGGGGGUUUAUGGUUGUGUUUAUAGCUUUUGCAGCUCGCCAUUUGUUCUUUUUUUUGUGCAUGUAACAGGUGAGCCACUAUGGAGUUGUACAACAAAGACACAUUUUCUGAGGAUAUUCUGCCUGUUGUCAUUGUUGGUAAUGGACCAUCAGGGAUUUGUCUCUCUUAUUUGCUGUCGGGAUACACACCUUACCUUUCCCCCGAUGGCUUCCAUCCCAACCCAAUUUUGCAUAACAAGCUGACAGAGAAUCCUCAUCUGUCUUUGUUUGACCAGGAUCUGGAGUACCUGUGUGAGGGUUUAGAGGGCCGUUCAUCAAAUCCUGUGGCUGUGCUCUUCGAUGCCCUCCUUCUUCCAGAUGGUGACUUUGGGGUGGAUUGCGCCUCCCCGCUGAUAUGGAGACAUGAGCCGGAAAGGGCCACACCUCACCUUGUACUGGGGAAGGGACCACCUGGAGGGGCCUGGCAUGCGAUGGAGGGCUCAAUGUUGACACUCAGCUUGGCUAACUGGAUGGAACUUCCUGGGUUGAAGCUGAAGGAGUGGAUGAGAGAUAAACGAAGAAAUUUACGUAAUGACCGGGCCACACCAGCUGAGAUUGCGUCAUACUACCAGCACUAUGUGACUAAAAUGGGUCUGGAGAAGAGCUUUGCUUGCAGCACCACCGUAACCUCAGUGUCUCGGGUUUCCCUUGAAUCUGGCUGCUCCGUUUGGAUGAUCCAAGGCCUCCAGAGAAGAGCAAGCAGUGGUGAAGGAGAUGAAGUAAUUGAAGUCCCGUUCUCAGUUUAUGCAGAGAACGUGGUGCUUGCCACAGGAACCCACGACAUCCCGGCCCGUCUCGGCGUGGAAGGUGAAAACCUUCCCUUCGUGUGCCACAGCUUCUGGGAGCUGGAGGCUGCUAUUUCAUCAGGCCGCUUGGACCGUGCUUCAGAGCCGGUUCUUGUGGUUGGUGCUGGGUUGACGGCGGCAGAUGCCGUUCUCGCAGCUCACCACUUGAACACUCCUGUAUAUCACGCCUUUAGGCGACCUGUGAGCGAUCCGGCGCUCAUCUUCAACCAGCUUCCCAAGCUCCUCUACCCUGAGUACCACAAAGUGCAUCAAAUGAUGAGCCGACAGCAGCACAAAGUGGGUGAGACGGUGGUCAAUCUGUCCAACCAACCUCUUUCUUCACCUGAUGAUAGCACCAGCCCAUAUACCUGUUACCCUGGUUACCUUAGUUUCCCAAAGCACCAUGUGGCUGCCUUCAGACCUGAUGGCAAGUGUGUGCUUGAGGAUGAGAGGGGGAUACAGACAGUGCUGCAAGUCUCAAUGGCGCUCGUUUUGAUUGGUGCCCAUCCCAACCUGUCAUUCCUCCCAGAACAUGGUCGCCCACUAGCGUUGGACUCAGAAGAGUCGAUCAGUUGUCGGCGGAACCCACUAGAUGUGGAUCCAUACACGUAUGAGUGCGUGAAGGAGCCAGGGAUGUAUGCCGUUGGUCCGCUGGUGGGCGAGAACUUUGUGCGGUUCUUGAAAGGCGGAGCUUUGGCCAUUGCGUGCGAUAUCGCCCGAAAACAAAGUAACAAACUUCAAGAGAAUUGCACAACAAGCUCAUUGAAUAUUCAACUCACCAACUGCACAUUGGAAGCAUGAAAAGACAUUGACUUUAAAGGGGUGAAAAGAGAUCUUUGAUGUAUAGCUAUCUGGUACUUCCAAAAUCCACAUACUUGUCGGAAAAUGCUCAGUGGUUCUGCUCCAGCUGACACAAAGGAAUCAGUUGUUGAACAGUUUAUGACCACUCCGACAUGCAGAAUUGCAAGCGCACGGACACAGAUUUUUGUUGUUAAUGGCUAACUAACCCACCUCUGAACAUUAAUCUGAGUCUCCGGACACAGGGUGCUUUAACACUUCAGGGAUUUAUUUGUCCAUGGCUGCUCACUCAAAACACUACUCAUGUUCUCACAGCAAUCAUGUUCUGUUGUGCCAAAUUAACAUUUGUAAUCUCAGUGUUUUCAAAUCUAAUAUUUCCUUCAUCUAAGGAAAAACAAAACUAAUCUUUGCCAAGCAAAUGCUGCUGUUGUAUCAAUGUUGGUACUAACCUUCUUACUGUAGUCUUCAAUGAAUGUAUAAAUCAUAGUGGACCUAAAAAAUCUGAAAGAUCAUUGUAACAUUUGAUCUUCCAUACAUUGCCUUCCCAAGUAAAGCAUACAGUUGUAGUGAAUCGUUUAGUUAUACCAGAAUUAGGGCUCUUAAAAGUUUAAGACGUCCUUGUUUCAUGCUGCUGUUACUAACCCAAAGCCAACCUCAAGUGAGGUCAGACUGCACUUACAAAACUGACCACAAGAGGGCCUUUGCAUGCCGUGACUGAAGCCAGCAACAUUGCAUCAGACAUAAUGAUCCAUCAUGAUCUUAUUUGAAUGAAUGUUUAAUCCUACAUAAGCUUAUUCACCACUGCAUUAACUGGCAGGGGCCAAAUAUAUGGCCUCGAGGACCUUUCGAGUAAAUGACCUGCAAUGAGUGCCUGCAAUGAGUAGAAUACCUGUACAUUUAUUUAAAAUUUUGUAAGAUGUAAAUUCAAAUCAAAUGCAUAUCUUGUUCCUUCAAGAAAAUGAUUCUAGAUUCAAGGUUCUGAUGCAACCUCCUUUUUUCUAAUCUAAAAACUAUUUCUGCUGUAUUACUUGCAUGUAAGUUUUAAACCCUGGCAGCUCUGAUCAAACCAUGUUUGUAAAAAUAGUUUGUACUUUUUAAAAAAAAGUAAAAAUAUGUAGUUUAUCUGCAUGGGUUGUUGCAGUCAAAUACUAUUUAAAAAAUAAAAAAUGAAGCCUGAAAACAA